AUGGCAAAGCUGAGAUCCAUAAACAAAAAGGCAGCAGAUGAGCUUUUACACUAUCCGCAACAACACUGGUGUAGGGCCUAUCAAAGCACUAGAUGCUCAACUCAUAUGGUAGACAACAACUGCUCUGAAUCUUUUAAUUCUAGUAUAAGUGAUGCUAGGCAUAAACCUAUUAUCAGCAUGUUAGAAGAUAUUAGGUUGUUGGCUAUGCAAAGAAUUAGAGAUAGGAAAGUUGCUUUGCAAAGUUGGAAAACUGACUGGGCACCUAAUGCAAUGAAAAUGUUUGAGGCUAACAAAACUGAUUCAGUUGAUUGUCAUGUGGUGUGGAAUGGUGAGUAUGGAUAUGAGGUUUCUGAUGGUGAAGACAGACACAUAGUCUUUGUGGAUACAAAGACAUGUACAUGUAGGGCAUGGGAACUAACUGGGAUAGCUAUGCCAUAUGCACACUCCAUCCAACCAUUACCUGGAGUUAAGUUUUGGAAUGUGAAAGAAGAGGAUGCAAUAGAACCACCCCCUGUUGAAAAGAAGAUAGGAAGGCCUAAGAAGAAUAGGGUGAGGACACCUAAUGAGCCGAAACAUAGGCACAAGCUUUCAAGGGUGGGAAAGGCACAACAUUGCAGCCUGUGUGGAAGUGAAACUCAUAAGAAAAACUCAUGCUCACUGAACCCUAAGAAGGUAGACCAAAAUGCAGAGGCUUCUACCUCAUCUAAGCCUAAAAGAAAAGCAGCAGCUGGACUUGGACUUUAUGUCAAUUUGGAAACUGGAAAACAAGUACUCAAUCCCGGAGGAUCCCAAUCAGUAGUUAUCAAUGAGGGUACACAAAGAGAAAGUGAACCAAAUGUGAAGUUUCCCAUACCCAAUGAGAGAGAGCUCAGAAGGGAAAAAAAAUGGAAAAGAUGA
Molecule: messenger RNA, 897 nt
Organism: Salvia miltiorrhiza (redroot sage)
Lineage: Eukaryota; Viridiplantae; Streptophyta; Magnoliopsida; Lamiales; Lamiaceae
Exons: 4
Coding region: 1-897 (298 amino acids)
Source: RefSeq, a predicted model, not a curated record